Molecule: messenger RNA, 1136 nt
Organism: Abrus precatorius (Indian licorice)
Lineage: Eukaryota; Viridiplantae; Streptophyta; Magnoliopsida; Fabales; Fabaceae
Exons: 1
Coding region: 189-1136 (315 amino acids)
Source: RefSeq, a predicted model, not a curated record
UACCUUCUUAUCUACUAUAGGAAAAGCUUUGUCCUCACUCCAAUAAAAAAUCAAACAAAAGCCAUUCCUUUCCCUUUGUUUGCACAUGUACCAAGUCUAGGAUUCAUCACCACCUCAUGGAUUGAAACACUAAAUUAUACAUAGCCGGCCUUAGGAAACUAUGAAGCAUCUUAUGUUGCACUCUUUAAAUGUUGUUGAAAUCGCUCACGCUCUUCCGCUACCCAACGUAUCUUCUGAAAGACGAUGGUGAAACGCUUAGACUGCACUUUUUUCAGUUGCAGGCUAUGCUGAAGCGUGUUGGUCUUUCCUUAGGCCUUGUAGAACACAGUGAUAAAGAUUUAAGAAGAAAAAACCGUCUGAAAGAAAGCAAGGCGUCGCCGGAAUUCAGUUCACAAUCAAAGAACUUUGUUGUGAGGAUAACUCAUGCAGGUGGUCAUCAAGAGCUGUAUAGACAUGCAGUUCCUGCAUCUACAUUGAUGACAAAGUAUCCAGGUAUGUGUGUUGCAAGGCCAGAAGUCUUCAAAGUUCCUCAUCAAUCAGUGUUAUGGCACGAAGAUCUUUUGCUGCCAGGUCACAAGUAUAUCUUGAUAUCGUUUAGAGAUGUGGAGAAGCUGAAACGUAAGCAUGAAGAGCAAGGAGAUACCAAAGAGCCUAAUGGGGUGGUGGACAUAGAGAUGCUGAACACAAAGGCAAGGUCUCCUAGUGAACACAAACAUAACGAGAAUGACAUGAUCAAAGUGUCAAAUGGGUUUGCAGUCAUUGAGACUUUGGAUGCAAAGAUCACAAGGUCUCCUAAAGAAAAUUGCAAAAUGAGAGAGCCAAAUGGGGUUUCAGGCCAAGGAGUGUUAGAAACAAGGACUACUCUGUCUCCAAGUAAAGUCAGAGAGGGAAAAGAUUUAGGUGAAGAGAUAGUGAACACAAACAUGGAUAGAUCUCAAAGUGAAGGAGUUGUAGAGGGCAACACUUUUUAUUCUGCAAAGGACUUCUAUGUUCCUAAGGAGAUUUCUACAAGAACUUCAAGACGAAAAGGAAUUAAAGGGAAGAAGCCUUUUGUGCCACCCCUUCCAAAGGCAAGAGUUUAUCGGAGUUUGGGAUGGCAACCCAGCCUCCCUACUGUGAAGGAGCUUUCUCCUUGA